Messenger RNA from Lycium barbarum (goji berry), 1286 nucleotides. RefSeq lists its product as uncharacterized. The record is from RefSeq and is a predicted model, not a curated record. NCBI's taxonomy places the organism in Eukaryota, Viridiplantae, Streptophyta, Magnoliopsida, Solanales, Solanaceae. The transcript is spliced from 9 exons. Bases 166 to 1110 code for a protein of 314 amino acids.
AUAAUAUCAGAAAUUAAUGGAUACGGAAGUGUAAUUUCACAACUGAAGGGAGAUCUGUCAGAGAUUGAUUGCCAUAGAUUUAUAUUUCGUUAAAACACCAACGUGCUCAAGAGUCCUUCCAUUCAACCUGCAUCACGACAUCACUACCCUUCUCAAAGGAGAAAGAUGAAGACGGUUGACGUGGCAUUGUUGGUUGCUUUAAUGGUUGUAGUUCAUGUUCCAUUUGGACAUACGUUUCCAUCUACUGUUCCUUCAUUUCUUUGGUCAUCGCAUCAACAUGGAGUUGUCUCAAGUGAAGCUGUCAAUUACAGAACCCUUUCAUUGAAGGAUUUAGUCAAGUCUGUUAUGGCUGAGGGUGGUUGGUCGGACUUGCUGUGCUCAGGAAAAGGUGGACAGCGUCUGGAUCUUGCACUUGUUUUUGUUGGGAAAGAGUUGCAAUCUGUGGAUAUCGCUAGACCCAAAAGUGCCAAUUUGGAGCUUGUGGACUUGCUGAAGGCCUCUGUUGCAAAGUCCAACUUUUCUUUGGCAUUCCCUUACAUUGAUGCAUCAGAGGAGAGUGAAUCAGUGGAAAGCUCCUUGAUUUCAGAAUUUACAAACACGUGUGGGCAUGGUCUUGAGGCCAGCAACAUUGCUUUCUCAGAAUCGUGCUCUAUGGAGGGUGAAAGUUUUGAGAAACUUACUGAUGUCCUCUCAGUUCAGAACUAUCUGCUAUCAACGACUAAACAAUCCAAGGGGCAACCAAAUUUGAUUGUUCUCUGCGACCAAGGUCACCGUACUUUGGAAGGAGCUGAAGAACAAACCUCUGAGGGAGCAGUGUUAUCUCAAUUGCUCAGUUACGUGGAGAAUCUGGGAGCAAAAUACACCGCGCUCUAUGUAUCAGAUCCUUUUAGGUCAAUUCAGUUCCCCUCUCAUAGGGAAGUAGAAAGAUUUCUUGCUGAAGGUACUGGAAAUAAAUCAGUCAAUGGUUGCGAUGGAGUUUGCCAAAUUAAAUCCUCAUUUUUGGAGGGCUUAUUUGUGGCAAUUGUUUUGCUUAUAAUUUUGAUAUCCGGCCUUUGCUGCAUGAGUGGAAUUGAUACUCCGACAAGGUUUGAGGCCCCUGCAGAUUCGUAAUCGUUAGAGCUUCUGCAAGAUAAAUUCAUAUUCUGGGGUGCUCUGAUUGUAGUAAUGUGAAUGUAUCUGUAUUGCUAUGCAUAACCCUGUAAUUUUUGUUUAUUUGUCAAACAACUCUCGCUUGUAUGGGCAGUAUAGAGAGUGUGACAUUCAAUAAGUUAUGGCCAUUCUUGAUU